Molecule: messenger RNA, 7845 nt
Organism: Anolis carolinensis (green anole)
Lineage: Eukaryota; Metazoa; Chordata; Lepidosauria; Squamata; Anolidae
Gene: kdm6b
Product: lysine demethylase 6B
Exons: 27
Coding region: 868-5586 (1572 amino acids)
Biological process (GO): heart development; regulation of gene expression
Cellular component (GO): MLL3/4 complex
Molecular function (GO): protein binding; chromatin DNA binding; histone H3K27me2/H3K27me3 demethylase activity
Source: RefSeq, a predicted model, not a curated record
AGAGAGAGAGAGAGAGGGAAGGAAGGAGGGAGCGCGUGAGAGAGGGAGAAGGAGAGAAGCCGAGAGAGAAGCGAAAAUGCAACUGCGCCACCGGAGAGCUCUUUCCUUCCCAGGCUCGGCUUGCAAAUGGAGAGCAAAGAGAAGGCAAGGGAGCAUUUGGGGUGGGGGUGGCAACCCCAGAGCCCCCCUUCCUCGCCCCUUUGGCACCAGUUGCAACCCUGAAGUUGGUCGCUUUGGGGGCAGGAAGGAGAUGGAAGAAGAAGAGGAGGAGGAGAUGAUGCAGAUUUUCUGCAAAGACCGUGAUUUGACUGAUCCAGAAGCUGGAGAUGCUUCAAGGUGGAUGGACGGCUCCUGGUAGAAUCAUAGCAUUGGAAGGGCAAUGCUGUUUCGGGUCUGGUUACCUGCCUUUCUGUCUCUGUUUUGCAACUGCUAAGAUCCUCGUUCGGCGAAAUGGCGAUUCUCCCCACUUUUCCUGGAUCAUGGAUUAGGUCCCACGCCAUGGCCGGAGCGUAGCCGUAACCCCCCGCCAGCCGUGCCUCGUGGGCCACAACGCCGCAUGGGUCCGGUGUGGGGGGGGAGUCAGCCCAGAAGAAAUUGGCAGCAGGCGGACCCCCAUUUCGGCCUCACUGAAAUCCCGAUGUGAAAGAUGAUUGGUGGCUACGCGAAAGAGGAGGUUGUGUGAUUGGCCGCCUGCAAGAAAGGAGAGCCAGCGUCAGCCACAAACGUUAUAUGUGGUUGUGACUGGAAGAGAGGCUCAACCAGAGGACACGCAUCCAGUGGAGACUGGGUGGGGGCACCCAUCACUCCGAUCCUGGGGGGGCGGCGGGUGGGGCACCAAGACGCAUCCACUGCGGCAGAAGAGACUGGAUGCAUCGCACAGUGGAGCAGUUGGGGGGCCGUGCUGGACGGGACCCUUUCUCUCUCGGCAGCUUGGGCUGCAACGGAGCCUGGAGUCCGUGCCAUUCCCGCCCAUGGCUCCCGGGCGGCAGGUGCUCCGCCAGCGUGGGUCAGCCCCAGCUGCCCCCGCACCUGCCGCCCAACCAUGGUGCUAACAUGGGGCAGCACAACAAAGGCUACUUCCCUUCAGGGAACCUGCCCCCGAGGCCCCUCCAUGGGAAGCUGGAGGCCAUACAUAGCUGUGUCCAGGCUCUGCUCCGGGACCAGGGCCAGCCGCAGCUCUGGGAACAACUAGGCGAGAUUUACGAGUCGGAGCAGGACUGUGAGGAGGCCAUGCACUGCUAUCAGAACGCGGCCCGGUACCAGCGCGACUAUGGGAGCUAUGGGGAGAUGCACGCCCGGAUUGGACGCCUUCAGCAGGCUCAGUUGUGGAACUUCCACUCCGGUUCAUCUCAUCACCGGUCAAAGGCGUUGCCUCCGCUGCAACAGGUCUGGAACCUCCUGCACCUUGAGAAGAGGAACUUCCCCGGCAAGCGCAACCCCCAGUUGAAGAGGCCUGGGCCCCCCAUGGAGCCCCCCGUGGUCCAGCCGAUCCCACCGGUCCAGCACCCGCCCCACCCGGGCCACGCUGAGGAGAUGCCCACCCCCAUGAAGAGGCGGAGGAGCUCCAGCCCGGACCAGAACGGGAACGGGCUUGGCCACCACCCGCCGGGGCCCGGCAUCCCCGUCAGCCCCCAUUACCAGCUGCCUAAACCGGGACUGUGGAACCCGCUCCACGGAGACUCCUGGGGACAAGAGCGCAAGAACGUGGCUGCCCCAGAGAGACAAGAGCAGAGGAACUCAGUGGCUCACCCCUUCCCGUACCCGUCGCCCGCCUAUGGUUCCCACCCGCCCCCUCACCGCCCUUCGGCUAUGGCGCCCAGCCCUCGCACACCGCCAGCACACCGCCCGCCCCUGGAGAGCCAUGGCUGCCUGGCCCGGCCCAACGGAAGUGACCUUAGAGACAGCCGGGUCCCCCGGGCGCGUCCAGACUCCACCGCCACACCAGCAACCGUUGCCUGCGUGCCUUACGCCCCGCGCCCGACCCCGGGAGGCCCACCCGCCACCAGCAAGACCACCUCGCGAGGGCAACCACCCCUUGACAGCCUUGGGUCUGAUCAUUACCAAACACCGGCACUGGACCAGUCCUGUCCUGCCCAGGAGAGCGGAGGGCGCAAACCACCUCCUCCUCCGCCGCCGCCGCGACCAGCACCCUGCCUUGCCCCCCGCAACAUACCCUGCGCUCGCAUGCCGCCUCCCCCCACCAUCACUAGAGGGCCUCCAGACCCCCCUCCGCCCCCGCCUCCGAUGCCCUGGAUGAAAGGGCCGGCAGCAUUUGGGAGCAAGGCUGGAGAGGAAGAAGCUAACAGCGAUCCUCUGAGUGAUAUUUUGUUCGGAUGCGGGGAGCCCCGCCGGGAGGAACCUCCACUGCUGGCAGCUUGUGAGGCAGGGCGCAGCUUCCAGGAUUCCAGCACCAGCAGCCAGAAGGGGUCUUUCUCCCUCCCCCGAGAAGAGCCUGUGGAGAAGCUCAGCCCCCUGAGAUCAGCUAGCCCUGUGGCCUCUUCACCCCACGAAUUCUGGCUGCCAGAAAGUGGCCAGGAAGAGAAAGGCUCCGGCGGCACCCCACCGCUGACCCCGAGCCCCUCGAUUACCUCAGGAACCUUCCGGUCGCCAGAGAGCCCACCUCAGCCACCAGCGCUGCCCCCGCAGCCCCCGUCAUCACCCCCGCAGCCGCCCCGGGCCUCCUAUCCAAAGACACCUGAGCCGCCCGAGGUGCCUCCAGCCCCAAAGGCCGUGCCAGAACGCCUCUUCGGCUUCGCCAGCCCGCCACUGGAGCACCAGUUCGAGGAGCCCCCCGAAUUCUCCAAGAUCCUACCGGAUGGCCUGGCAAACAUCAUGAAGAUGCUGGAUGAGUCAAUCCGGCGCGGGGAGGAGGAACGUGAAGAGAGCUUCCCGCCUCCACCGCCGCCUGCCCCGCUUCUGCCAAGCCCCCCGCCUUUGGCCAGGCCGAAGCCACCACCCUCAUCGUCCUCCUCCUCCUUCGAUUACCCCAAACCCUCCGGGCAGGAUCCACCCGAGCCUCCAUGCCUGUACCGCUUCGGCAAACGUGAUGCAGAGGAGAGACCACCUCCGGCAGCAGUGGCAACGGCGGCAACAGGAGGAGGAGGCGGUAGUAGUAGUAGUAGUGGAGGAGGAGGCAGCGGCAAGUUCCCUCACCACAGCACUGCCUCUCUGCUGAAGUCUUUGGCCAACGUGCUGGAAGGGCAGAAGCACUCCUAUCGGCCAAAACCUCUGACCCCACCAGGUGCUAAGAUGCCUCCUCUGGCUGCUGCCAGCCAGAGCACUGUGCCGCAUUUCUCUACCUCAAGCCAACCCUGGGUCGGAGGAACUGGGACGGCGGGGGAGCGGGUGACCACCCCUCCGCCCCCACUCCCAACCCGGCCAAUCAAGACAGAGUCAGAGGUGCUAGAAGAAAUCAGUCGAGCGUGCGAGACUCUCGUGGAGCGAGCAGAGAGGGAGAAAACCCCUCCACCACCCGCCACCCCACCGCCGCCGCCACUGCCCUCACCUCCCCCUACUCCUCCCCCUCCUCCUUCUCCUUCUCCUGUGCCCCCUCCUCCUGUCAGAGCCCCCACACCACCGCCCCCUCCUGCUCCUCCCACCCCGCGGCCCAAGGAUGAGUCCCGGAAACGGGACCGCGAGCACCGUCGACACCGCCGUUCCGGCAAGGACGGGUCCCGACGGCACCGUGAAGGCAAGGCCCACAAAGAGAAAAACCGCCAGAUCCUGGGAAGCUUAGAUGUCCAGAGCUCAGAGAGCCAGGCACGGGAGAACGGCGCCAAGCCGCCACCACCUCCCCCGCUAUUGCCGUCUCUGCCAUUGCCGCCACCACCGGUCCCCCAACCCGAGCGGAAGCCCACCAUCAAGAAAGAAGAGGGGGUGAUCAGCACCACAGGCUCCACGGUCGUGUGCUCGGCUGACCUGCUCAAGCUGCGCUCCUUAACUGAAGGGCCUCCGAAAGAGCUGAAGAUCCGCCUCAUCAAAGUGGAGAGUGGCGACAAGGAGACCUUCAUCGCCUCCGAGGUGGAGGAACGCCGGAUCCCCAUGGGGGAACUCACCAUCAACCAUUCGGCUGCGGAAGUGGUGCGGGCCUGCAAGCAUGCCAAGGUAAAAGGGAAAUUCAAGGAGUCUUACCUGUCGCUCAGCAACUCCGUCAAACCUCAGAUCAACAUGGACGAGAAGCUCCCGCGGGAUAAACUCAACCCCCCGACCCCAAGCAUCUAUCUGGAGAGCAAGCGGGACGCUUUCUCUCCCGUCCUCCUGCAGUUCUGCACGGACCCCAAGAACCCCAUCACUGUCAUCCGGGGUUUGGCGGGAUCACUCCGUCUCAACCUGGGCCUCUUCAGCACAAAGACCCUGGUGGAGGCCAGCGGAGAGCACACUGUCGAAGUCCGCACGCAGGUGCAGCAGCCGUCGGACGAGAACUGGGACCCCUCGGGGACGAAGCAAGUCUGGCCCUGCGAGAGCAGCCGGUCGCACACCACCAUCGCCAAGUACGCCCAGUACCAAGCGGCCUCUUUCCAGGAGUCACUUCAGGAAGACAAAGAAACUGAUGAUGAGGAGACGGAUGAGCCUGACAGCACAACGGAGACACCGCCGCCAAGCAACCCUGACCAGAAACCGCACCAUAUUAUCAAAUUUGGGACCAACAUCGACCUCUCGGAUGCCAAGCGGUGGAAACCACAGCUGCAAGAGCUGCUGAAGUUGCCAGCUUUCAUGCGGGUCACAUCGACAGGAAACAUGCUCAGCCAUGUGGGGCAUACCAUCCUAGGCAUGAACACGGUGCAGCUCUACAUGAAAGUGCCCGGCAGCCGCACGCCAGGUCACCAGGAGAACAACAACUUCUGCUCUGUGAACAUCAACAUUGGGCCGGGAGACUGCGAGUGGUUUGCUGUCCAUGAGCAUUAUUGGCAGAACAUCAGCGCCUUCUGUGACAGGCAUGGUGUGGACUACCUAACUGGCUCGUGGUGGCCCAUCCUGGAGGACCUUUACCAGUCCAACAUCCCCGUUUACCGCUUCAUCCAGCGGCCCGGGGACCUUGUGUGGAUCAAUGCAGGGACAGUGCACUGGGUUCAGGCCACCGGGUGGUGCAACAACAUCGCCUGGAAUGUCGGCCCACUGACAGCGUACCAGUACCAGUUGGCGCUGGAGCGCUACGAGUGGAACGAAAUCAAGAACGUGAAGUCCAUUGUGCCCAUGAUCCAUGUCUCUUGGAAUGUGGCCCGCACGGUCAAGAUCAGCGACUCCGACUUGUACAAAAUGAUCAAGUAUUGUCUGAUGCAGUCAAUAAAGCACUGUCAGGUCCAGCGCGAGAGCCUGGUGCGGUCCGGGAAGAAGAUCGCCUACCAGGGCCGGGUGAAGGACGAGCCGGCCUACUACUGCAAUGAGUGUGACGUGGAGGUGUUCAAUAUCCUCUUCGUGACGAGCGAGAAUGGGAGCAAGAACUCCUACCUGGUGCACUGCGAGGCCUGCGCCCGCAAGCGCAACUCCUCCCUCCACGGCGUAGUGGUGCUGGAGCAGUACAAGACGGAGGAGUUGAUACACAUCUACGACAGCUUCACCCUGGCUACAUCGCCCAGCUCCAGAUGAGCCAUACCCUGCCCGGACACAGCCAGCGGUCUGGGCUCCUUUUUCCUCCCGGCCGGCCGGCCAGCGAGCAGCUCCUCUGCCCUUUGCCCAGCGGCAGCAGCAGCAGCAGCGUUGGGGGUGAGGCGGAGGGGUCCCUCCAGCCUGCCCCCUUCUUCUCCCCUUCUUCCUUCCCUCCCUCCCUCCUUUCAGAGCAGCUGAGCCUCCAACCUCCACUCACUCACCCUUCUCUCUCUUGGGCUGGAGUGACACAACAGAACCGGAAUAACCCAGACGUUCCAACCAUGGACCCCUUUUUAAUUUAUUCUUCUUCUUUUUUUGAGAUGAACUCUUUUUUUUCUUCUCCCCCUCUGUGGGUGGUGCUGAUUUUGUAUUAAAAGAGAAAAAAAACAAUUAUAGAAAAAAUAAUAAGGGCAGCAAAAAUUGAUUGGAAAGGCAAUGGGUGUUUUCUCUCCCUCCCGUCGGUCGGUUCCGCGUGGGACUCCUCCGCCUCCGUCUGUCCGUCCGUCGUGCCUGGUUUUCCCCUCGGACUGCAACGCAUCAGGAGCUCCCGAGGCACAGAUGACCAGGAGGCGGCGGAAGGAAGGCUUUCUUUCACAAGAGCAUUAAUUUCCCCUUUUCUCUCUGAUUCCUCCUCCUUGGACUGGGGAGAGCAAAACGUGUGGAACAGAGAGAUGGAUUCCUUGGCGGGGGGUGUGUGUGGUUUGGUUUGGUUUCUUUUCGAUUGCAUUUCUUUUCCUCGUUGGAACUUUUUUUAGAAAGGAAAAAAAGAGAGUUUUUGGAAAACACAGAACGCAAGCAAGCAAGCAAGCAAAAAAAUUUAAUACGGGUUUCUUAACACAGGACUUUUAUGGGUUCAGUUCUCUCUGGGCGAACUUCUCACUUGGGAGGCGGGAGAAGUGUGUACAUGGAUUUAUAUAUAUCGGGCGGGGUGGGGAAGGGAGACCUGUUGCGCGUGUGGUUUUUAAUUAUUCCGAUGGACAUUUUGAUUUCUUACAUCCUUUUAUAUAUUAUAUAUAUAAAUAUAAGGGAAAAAAGUUUCCUGGUUUGUAUUAGAAACUGCUUUUAAAAAACAAAAACAGAAAACUCAACAAAAAAUAUUAUUAUAUUAUACACACACAGACACAGAGACACGGAAGUCCGGUCGAAAGGUUUGGCGCGAUGAGUUUGGGAUGGCAAAAGGCCCAGCCCCGUGCGAAGGAUAUGGUGCUUGCCCCAAAUAUAGACACACGGGUAGAUGGGAGAACUGGUUUGCAAAAAAGGGGGAGCGACCUGUGGGGUCUGCUCCUCCUCCUGUCCCUCUUCUGCCGCUCGAUUCCCCCCUUCGUGCCAUUUGGGGAAGGGGCAAACUAACCGCGGACCCUUAACGCUCUAUUUAACUUUCACCCUCCUGAUCUAACGAAAGACACCCUCAAAUGUUUCCUCUUUAGCGGAUUACCUGAUUUAAACCUUAAUUCCUAAACCAUUUUUUAACCUUCUUCCUCGAGGAAGAAGCCUCCCCUCCCUUCCCCUCGUUCUGCAUGCUUUUUAGCUCCCAGUUCAUUUUACAAACAAAUGUCGCAGAUUUGGGGUAAUUUUCGUUUUCUUUUUUUUUCCUCUUUCAAAAUAACGCGUACCUCCAUGCCUCAGAAUUGUUUUGCAAUUUGUAAAUGUUCAGUGUCUUAUCUCUCUUUUUUCAGUCUCGCUCUCUCUUUUUUUAAUUUAUAUGUCUUUUUUUGGUAAUGAUUUCUCUAUUUAUUGGUCCUUUAAUGGGGUUUGAUCCAGCUUUUUUUUAAAAAAAGAAAGAAAUAACUUUUUACAAUGUUAAUGUAUCUCUGUUUUUAAGUGUCUCCUCUUUUUUGUUGUCGUUCCUUCUACUCUGGAAUUUUUAUUGAAUUUCUAAAUGUUUUAUUAUUAUUUUUGUCUUGUAACAUUUUCCUUAACAUGAUGGUGCUCAGUUUUCUAGCCGGGGAAGGAGGCAAGCCAAGCUUCGCCCCGGUUCAUCUGUUGAUUUCCAUUUCGAGCAGAGCUUCUCCCGGCCCGACAUUGUAAAAACCUCUUCCUUCUGAAACCUGCACUUUUGAAUUCCCGAAUUCCCGAAUCCCCGGCCCCUCCUUCCCGACACAAACACACUGUAAUAGAAACAGACGACCAUCUAGCUACUCUGGAAACAAAGAUACACAGAAAUGGAUUCUUAUUGUACUGUAGGGGACAAGGAGAAAGCAAAUCUUAUUUUGUAAAUGUAAAAAAAAAAAUUAAAUUAACUCACAGAGAUAAAAGAAA